Messenger RNA from Ectocarpus sp. CCAP 1310/34, 549 nucleotides. Lineage: Eukaryota; Phaeophyceae; Ectocarpales; Ectocarpaceae. The record is from the annotation of a GenBank genome assembly.
AUGCACUCCGCUAUAUGCGGCAAACCUCACGAAAACAUUGUCGGAUGCAAGAAAAUAGAUCGACCACCCCGUGCGUCAUGUUGUCGACGAUGUUUGCGUCUCAGGCCUAUACGCAACCAGCGCUUUUUCUACAACGGGUACAAGAGGAAGCACGCUAUCAAGUUCCAAGGAGUCGUGACGCCAGACGGGCUGUUUGUUGACCUGUACGGCGCAGAGGUUGGAACGAGGCACGACGGCUACUUGCUUGCGCAGUCUGCACUACUUGAGAAGCUACAGACCUACAUAAACAGCCCUUCAGGCCACCCACAGUGCUCUUUUAGUGCAUCUGUCAAUGGCCCCCUUACGCCCGCAAUGAGAAACUUUAACAAGAGCAUGAGCCAAUGCCGAGUGACGGUCGAAUGGGGGUUCAAGGAGAUGACUAGCAAGUGGGCCUUCUACACGGUAGCAACACUGUUGUCAAACUUCCACUCCUGCCUGAACGGCGGCAACCAGAUUUCACAGUACUUUGGAGUAGAGCCUCCCACGCUGGAAGAGUACCUUAAGGUGUAA